Messenger RNA from Xyrauchen texanus (razorback sucker), 5725 nucleotides. RefSeq names its product ATP-binding cassette sub-family D member 1-like. Lineage: Eukaryota; Metazoa; Chordata; Actinopteri; Cypriniformes; Catostomidae. Gene Ontology annotation, cellular component: peroxisomal membrane. The transcript is spliced from 11 exons. Gene Ontology annotation, molecular function: long-chain fatty acid transmembrane transporter activity; ATP hydrolysis activity; ATP binding. The record is from RefSeq and is a predicted model, not a curated record. Bases 1076 to 3355 code for a protein of 759 amino acids. Gene Ontology annotation, biological process: long-chain fatty acid import into peroxisome; fatty acid beta-oxidation; very long-chain fatty acid catabolic process.
CAGUAAAACCCGGUGCAGCUGACAGCGAUUCCCGCAUGGACUCAAUCAAAUACACCGGCGGCUUUCAUUCUGCAUUUGGACCGUUUGUGGGGGAUAAGUGAUAAAGACUGCAUGUGCUCAUCAUGAUGGGGGUCUGUCAUGCUUCACAUCUGUCUUGAUCUGUAGAUCAGAGGAACUGAGCAAAAGUUCAGACCGAGGAAGUUGAACUGAAGUCCAUGUUAGCCAACAGCGCUAGCUCAGCUCAAACGACACUUAUUUGAUCUUUACAUGCUGUUUAAUUCACUAUAGUGGAUAUGUAAAGGUGUAAAUAGUGUUUAUAGCUACUUGUACUGAGUUUUUGGGUCGCACAGUUUGUUUGUUUACUUAAGUGAGUUUAUUAGCUUGACAUUUGCUAGCUGUUAUUUUGAACUACCUCUUCUGUCAGGGACGAACGUUUGCGUAAUUGUUUACCAUAGCGUGUUUUACGUUAGUUUACGCACAAAAUAUUAACGUCAUCUUGCUCUUUGCCUUUAAUUUGAAUCAUCUAAAGGGUUUGCUCAGAGGUUGCUCUGUCUGUCAUUGCUCGGGAGACAUAAAGGACUUCUCAGUUAUGUCAUUUCAGUGUUAACUUUCUCUCAGAUGUUUCUCUUAAAAUACCUGAGCAGGAACAAAAAUGUAUCGGACCAUUAUUGACCUAUGGAAAUAGUGUAAAGCUGUAAAAUUAAUGUGGAUUGCAUAUCUCAGAUCAUUUGUUCUUGGAAGAAUUUGAGGAACGAUUUAUAUUGAGUUCUGACUAUUCAUAGCAUACUUUUGUUAUCUUUGCAAAUCUGAGAACAGUUUGGGACAUUGUUGAGACCUCUACUGAAACACUAGAGAAGACCUGUGUGGGAUUACUCAGGAGAUUACUCUGCUGUCUCUAUGAAUUGACCAACACGAUAAAAGUUUUGUUUGACAUGGUCAGUUUGCAUAAAUUGUAAUUGAAACUGUUUAAAGGCCUUUUCAAUGAGUUAACAUGAAUACGUGUUAAUAUAGCUGCGUACAUUAGAGAUAUCUACUUUCCAAUAACUUUUAUCAGUAUCAAUAAGCUGCAAUCAAAAUGUCUGUGUACUCAAAAUUGCCCUCCCAGCUCAAGAAACCCCUUGCGAGAAAGACUGUUCUCCUCCUUGUCACUCUAUACGGGGUGAAGAAACUUUACCCUUAUGUAUAUGGCAGGCUUAAAGGAAGGAAUAGUAAACCGGUUAAUGACACUGACCCGAAUAACUCCAAAGGAGAAUCCCAAGAUGUUGCAGAGAGCAGAAAAAAGAAAAACUCUCCAGCUGUGAACCGUGAAUUCUUGGAGAGAUUGAGCCAUCUCUUGAAAAUCCUCUUUCCUCGUUUUCUCUGCAAAGAAAUCUGCCUUCUUGGCUUCCACUCCCUCGCCCUCAUUUCACGCACCUUUCUGUCCAUUUACGUGGCCAACUUGGAUGGGAAAAUUGUGAAAACCAUUGUGAAGAAAGACCCCAUGGCGUUUGUGGUGGAGUUAACUAAGUGGCUGCUCAUUGCCAUUCCAGCCACGUUUGUGAACAGUGUCAUCCGUUACCUGGAAGGUCAGCUCUCCCUUGCCUUCCGCACCAGGCUGGUCACCCAUGCCUACAUGCUAUAUUUCAGUGACCAGACGUACUAUCGUGUCAGCAACAUGGAUGGUAGGUUGUCAAACCCUGACCAGUCCUUGACAGAAGAUAUGGUCAUGUUUGCUGGCUCUGUGGCUCAUCUGUACUCAAACCUAACCAAACCAAUUCUCGACGUGGUGGUCACCUGUUACACGCUCAUAAAAGCUGCUGAGUCCAAAGGUGCCGACACUACAUGGCCCUCCAUAAUAGCUGGCAUCGUGGUGGCACUUACUGCCAAGGUACUGAGAGCAUUCUCACCACGCUUUGGUAAACUGGUGGCUGAGGAGGCCAGGAGGAAAGGGGACCUGAGAUACAUGCAUUCACGUAUUAUCGCCAAUUCAGAAGAGAUCGCCUUCUAUGGGGGACAUAAGAUCGAGAUGCUGCAGCUGCAACGGAGCUACAGCUCGCUGUCCGAGCAAAUUAACCUGAUCCUGUUCAAGAGGUUGUGGUAUGUCAUGCUGGAGCAGUUCCUGAUGAAAUAUCUCUGGAGCGCAUCAGGCCUAGUCAUGGUUGCUGUGCCCAUCAUCACUGCCACCGGAUACUCUAAAUAUGAUUCAGAGGAUGUGAAGCAAGCAGCCUUGGUGAUGAAAGAGGAGGACUUGGUGAGUGAACGCACACAGGCCUUCACCACGGCCCGAAACCUUCUGAACGCUGGAGCUGAUGCAGUGGAGAGAAUCAUGAGCUCCUACAAAGAGGUCACAGAACUGGCUGGAUAUACGGCCCGUGUCUACGAGAUGUUCGAGGUGUUUGAGGAUGUGCGUGUCGGGGUGUACCGCCGCUCCGCUAUUGGGGUGAAUCCGGAGGUGACUGGGGCGGCUCAGGAGGUGCAACAUGGCAUGAGAGUGGAAGGACCGCUCCAGAUCAGAGGUCAAGUGAUUGAUGUGGAACAGGGCAUCAAAUGUGAGAAUCUGCCCAUUAUAACCCCUACUGGUGACGUGGUGGUUUCCUGUCUAAACAUCCAGGUUGAUGAAGGAAUGCAUCUGCUCAUCACAGGACCAAACGGUUGUGGAAAAAGCUCUCUGUUCAGAAUCCUGAGCGGUCUGUGGCCUGUCUACAGCGGAGUUCUCUACAAGCCUUCACCUGAGCACAUGUUUUAUAUACCUCAACGGCCAUACAUGUCGGUAGGAACACUGCGAGAUCAGGUGAUCUAUCCUCACUCUGUUCAAGACAUACAGGAGAAAAAUGUCACUGACCAGCAACUGGAGGACAUCCUUAAAACUGUGAACCUCUGCUACAUCCUGGAGAGAGAGGGAGGAUGGGAUGCAUUGAGUGAUUGGAAGGACGUGUUGUCUGGAGGAGAAAAGCAGAGGAUGGGAAUGGCCAGGAUGUUUUACCACAAACCUAAAUACGCCCUGCUGGAUGAGUGCACUAGUGCUGUGAGUAUUGAUGUGGAGGGCAAAAUCUUUGAAGCAGCGAAGGAUGCUGGGAUUGCGCUUCUCUCUAUUACACAUCGUCCGUCUCUCUGGAAGUACCACUCCCACUUGCUGCAGUUUGACGGCGAGGGUGGCUGGCACUUUGAGAAGCUGGACGCCUCCACACGGCUCUCCCUGCAAGAUGAGAAGCUCCGACUCGAGACCCAGCUCUCAGGAAUUCCAAAGAUGCAACAGCGCCUGGCAGAGCUGUGCCACAUUCUGGGGGAGGACAGCAGCCUGCCGAACCCAGGGGAGGGCCAGGAGAAGGAGAGAAAUGUGAUGUCUGCUGGAAAAGACAAAAAUCUUCUGGACUGAUUUGGAGACAGAUUACAGAUGUGUUCAAGGCCAGUAGUACUCCAGACAGGGUGUGUUUUGAAGGGGGGGGAUGAGACAGCUGCCAACUCGACCAGGUGCGGAUGAUGAUGAAAGCACCUAUGAAAGCUGUUACACUCGCUGGUUAUCGCCGUUCUCUGAAGAAUUCUCUGGAAAUCUGCACAACCCAGGCAAUACGUUUGUGUGUGUAUGUAAGCGUUUGUGUGUCUUUACGGAAAGGGUGAGAGUCAUUUUUGGGCUCUGCUGUUUUGUCAUAUUUUGCUGUUCAGUGAUGGUAUUUUUAAACUUUUAAGGAGUCACCAUGAAUGUUGUGGAUUAAAUUCGUGCCACCUUUUACUAAAUGAUAAUUUGGACAAUGACCAUGUUUGCAUGCACAUGAAUAUUAGAAUUUUAUAAUUUUCAAAUGUUUGUAUCGUGGAAAUGUGUUAAGCCAAUUGCCAACCUGAUUAUUAAUAUUAGUGUUCCUAUUCGUCAAUAUUCUGUUUAAUAGAAGUGUGAAUAAGACUGCUGUAAAGUGCCUGUAUUUAUUGGAAUUCUGUGUCACGUAAACGCCUUAUUCAGAAUAUCCACUGUAUCAGAAUAUUAACUUGUAUCUCUGCAUGUCAAAAUUAAAGUUAUGAUUGCUGCAAGACAGGCAGUUGAGAGAAUUCAAGCUCCCUAAACAACUCUUUGGAGCAAGGAUGGGACAGUUUUUAUUUAUUUUAUAUACAAUAACAGAAAUGACCAUAAAUCAGUAUACAGAUUGACCUACAUUUUGUAUUUGCAUUCUUGUAUGCUAUUGUCAAGGACAUAAGUGAGAAUUAAUCAGAUGACUGUGCAGAAUUACUAAAAAUGAAUUUAACUGUAUUUAGACACAAGUUAUGGAAAGGAAAGAACAUGCCUGUUUUAGUUUAUUUGGAAUAUGUUUCCAAUAGAUUUGAAGCAAGUCAAAGUCAUUUGGAAUGAAAGCUUUACCAAAAUAUGGACAUGUGCAUGUAAAUAUGGUCACCAAUAUAUAUAUAUUUUUUUUUUUAAUUGUGUUUUUUGUGUGUGUGAUAUUGUAAAUGAUCAUUGAAGCACCUUGCAAUGAAACAUUUCCAGUAAAAUUCAGUUUCUCUUGUUUUACUUUUAAAGUGGCCCUAUUUAGCUUUUUGGGAGUUUUACCUUCCCGUUAGUGUGUAAUUUAGCUGUUUGUGCAUAUAAAAUGUCUGCAAAGUUACAAAGCAGAAAAUCCAUACCAAAGGUAGUUAAUUUCUCCCACAGAAAACUCUGCUGCUGAACUGCUUGAAACAUCUGGUUUGCAGUCCAGCGAUUACUUCCAUAACUUGGCUAUGUCACUAUGUAAUGCGUUUGCAUAAUGCCCGCCUAAGGGCUGCUUUAAGGUGAAACUCGUUUAUGGUGAGCGUUACAUUUCUGCCACAAGCUCAAAGCGGUUGACCAAUCACCACAGAUACGGCAGACUGGGCUUUUUGGAAAGGGGGGUUUUAAAGAGACAAGCAAAAACGAAGCGUUUCAGAUAGAGGGUGAAAAGAGGUGCUGCAGCAAUGUACAGAAUGGGAAUUAUUUUUAUUUUUUAUUUUUUUACAUUUAAAGCAUGUAAUCCUCUUCCAGUAGACCCCCAAAAUUAAAUUCUGAACCUGUAAAUGAGCAGAAUAUGGACUCUUUAAAAGAUAGACAUCAGUUGAACUCCAAUUUCUAAUUAUGACAAUUAGAGAUGUUUUUCUAAUAAUUAAAAUUAUGUCCUAAUUUUCUACAAAAAGCCUGAGGGUAGAUUCUGUCAGAGCACAUUGAAGGAGCGCCCACAAUGACAUCAUAAUUUAAAUCUGUUCUGAUUUAGCAAGGUUAUGCAGUGUGAAACAUUUAGGUAUUUGUUUGUUUUAGGGGGAUUACCACUAUAGUAAACCUAAAUAUUAGGCCAGCCGAGACAUUUCUUUAAAGUGUCCUUGGCACACAACAAGAGACAAGUUGUCUUAGAAGAUUUGAAAUCCUGAGUUAGAGGUUAAUCUCUUGAAAAAUGUUUGAUGAUAAUUGACUGCUUUAAAAGAAUUUAACUUUCAAAUAAAAAAUGUCCAAUAUUUGUAUGGCAUUGAAUUUUAUAAUAUCUGUACAAUAAUAUAUAAUAUUUUGUGAUAUUUUGCACAAGUAAUGCACAGAAUUUUGUAUCUUGAACCACAAAUGUAUAAUCUUUUCAUUGCAUUGAUUAGUGUAAGACACUUCAAUCUAACAUAUUACUUUUCUCACACAAAUGUAUUGUUUUCUUUAAGUAUGAUACAAGUGGUUGCAAUGUAAUUGACUCAAAAUGAGGUCUUUGCACAUUGCCGAAAACAUUUUCAAAAUCUGUAUACUUGCAAUUUAAUAAAACAUUUCCUCUUG